AGCCCAAGGUUGGGUGAAGAGCCGAAGGGGGAAAAGAGAACCCUCGCCCAAAACUAGGAAAAACCCUAAAUUGGGCACCAAAAUUAUCCCGAUUCUUCAAUCCGAAGCUCCAGAUCUUAGCUUUACCGACUUCCAAUCCCUCCAUCUCUCUCCCCUUUCCAAUCCAAUCUGGAAAGACGGCUCCUUGACGAGCUAGAAAGAAGGAACAAUGGCCAUCCAUGAUUGCAUCAAGCAAGUUCCUUUUGAUGACGGUGAAGAUGAUGAUGAACCAAUUGUUUUUAGGCGGAGUAGUGCUUCCAGGCAAAGGCAGAUGGCCUCAGAUAUAAAAAAGUCAUUAACUCAAACACCUGAUGGAUCACCUGGAAGGCCUAAAUCUGAUCAUGGUACUCAUAAUAGCGAGACCUCAAGUUCACAAAACAAUAAGGUGAAUAAAGUCGGUAAGUCAUCACUUGAAAAAUCAGUUGCAAUGAAAUCCAGUUCUCUGGCUUCAACAUCUCGUCAGUCAGAUAAAAAAUUGGCAGGUAAUGAUAUUGAAAAGUCACAACCAAACAGGUCAGUUGGUGAAGGUUUUCACGAUGAUAAGUCAUUAAGGUCUUCUAUGGUACAUCGGAAAGCCAAUCAGUUGCCCAUUCAAAAGGGGAUUGAAGAAUCAUCAAAAAUUAAACUUGAAACCAAAGAUGCAAAAGAACCAACCCUGGAUAAAUCUCAUGAUGAACCACAAAGCUCUGAUGAUUCAGAUGAUUAUGUGCCACUUAGGUUAAAGUUUUCAUCUUCUGGGACAGCGCAGAAAAGCAGUGUCUGCAGUUCCACGCAGGCCAAGAGACCACUUGACUCGCCUCAACCAAAACCACAGAAAGCUGCGGAGGCAUCAAUUUCCAGGUCUCAACCAAAGAAAGAAUCUUGGGAUUUGGAACAUGAAAAACUGUUGGUUUCAAAGGCUCAACUAAAGCCUGUUGCAGGUACAUCUUCCAAGAAGUUGUCCGAUUCUGGUGAUGAACCUUUGCGUGCAACAAAGGGUCUCAACUCCUCCAUGCCAAGUUUAUCAUCAUCAGAGAAGUUGAAAUCAAAUAUCAAGAUGGAUCCAUAUGAGUCUGAAGAUGAAAAACCUUUGUCUUCAAAGUUCAAGUCACAAUCCAGUGGCUGUGCUUCUACCCAGAAGUUGUCCGACUCAUAUGAGGAAAAACCAUCAAAAUCUAGUCUUAAGCAGAAUGGAUCAAACAAGAAAGACUCAGCAAGUGAAUCAAAGCCCAAAGUUGUAAACAAGCGGCCUCUUGGUGAUGGCGAUGCUACUUCAGAUGCUUCAACUAAGAAAGCUAAACUCUCAGGGACUCCCAAUUCAAUCAAAUCUAAGCGUGAGGUUGCAGAUGAUGAUGAUGACAUGACCAUUUCACAAAGAACAAAAAAACAAGUUUCUUCAGAUAUCAAGCAGUCUGUCAAAAAAGAGAUAAACAAAGUGAAGUCUUCAUCAUUUAAGAAAGAUGGCAAGUCAAAACAAGCAAUUAAGGAUUCUAAAUAUUCAAAAUCUUUAAAGGUGCCACCUGGAUCUGGUGGAGGACAGAAAUGGACGACCCUGGAACAUAAUGGUGUUAUUUUUCCUCCUCCAUACAAGCCUCAUGGAAUUAAAAUGCUUUACAAUGGGAAAACUGUUGAUUUAACUCCUGAACAAGAAGAGGUUGCAACAAUGUUUGCAGUGAUGAAGGACACUGAUUAUGCAACCAAGCCAAAAUUUAUUGAAAACUUCAUGAAUGAUUGGAGACCAAUACUAGGUCGGAAUCAUGUUAUUAAGAAGUAUGAGCUCUGUGAUUUUACUCCAAUUUAUGAGUGGCAUCUCAGGGAGAAGGAGAAGAAAAAGCAAAUGACUUCACAGGAGAAAAAAGAUUUGAAAGAGGAGAAAAUGAAGCAAGAGGAGAAGUACAUGUGGGCUAUCGUCGAUGGUGUGAAAGAGAAGGUUGGUAAUUUUAGGGUUGAGCCACCAGGGUUAUUUCGUGGACGAGGAGAACAUCCCAAGAUGGGAAAGUUGAAAAGACGAAUUCGGCCAAGAGAUAUCACUAUUAACAUUGGAAAAGGGGCUCCAGUUCCAGAAUGCCCAAUACCUGGUGAAAGGUGGAAAGAAGUGAAGCAUGAUAAUACUGUUACAUGGCUGGCUUUUUGGAAUGAUCCAAUCAAUCCAAAGGAGUUCAAAUAUGUCUUUUUGGCAGCAAGUAGCUCAUUGAAAGGACAAAGCGACAAAGAGAAGUAUGAGAAAGCAAGAAAACUUAAGGAUUACAUUAAGAACAUUCGAGUGAACUAUACAAAAGAUUUUACUAGUAAAGACCCUACAAAGCGGCAAAUUUCCGUUGCUACCUAUCUUAUUGAUAAGCUUGCACUGAGGGCAGGCAAUGAGAAGGAUGAUGAUGAGGCAGAUACUGUUGGUUGCUGCACUUUAAAGGUUGAGAAUGUUACGUUGGUCCCCCCAAAUAAAUUACAGUUUGACUUCCUGGGUAAAGAUUCCAUUAGGUAUUUCAAUACAGUGGAAGUUGAGUUGCCUGUCUAUAAGGCCAUUGGAGAUUUUCAAACUGCCAAAAAAAGCAACGGAGAGAAAAAAGGAGAUGGAGAUGAUCUUUUUGACUUGCUGGAUACAAGUAAGCUUAAUGCACAUCUCAAGGAACUCAUGCCUGGUCUGACUGCCAAAGUUUUUCGUACAUAUAAUGCAUCAAUUACCUUGGAUGACAUGUUGAACAGAGAAACGAAGGAUGGCACUGUUCCAGAAAAGAUUGCUGUUUAUCAGCACGCAAAUAAAGAAGUUGCUAUUAUAUGCAAUCACCAGCGGAGUGUUUCCAAGUCCCAUGAUGCUCAAAUGUCAAAAUUAAAUGACAAGAUUGAGGAUCUGAAGUCUCAGCGGGAUGAGUUGGAUGUGGAUUUGAGCCGGGCAAAGAAAGGGAAACCUCCAUUGAAGGGUGCAGAUGGGAAACAAAAAAAGAACUUGGGCCCGGAAGUAUUAGCGAAGAAGCUUGCUCAGAUUGAUGCAAAAAUCGAGAAAAUGGAAUUAGAUAAAAAGAUCAAAGAGGAUUUGAAAACAGUAGCACUGGGAACAUCCAAGAUCAACUACCUUGAUCCUCGGAUAUCAGUUGCCUGGUGCAAGCGUCACGAAGUUCCGAUCGAAAAGAUAUUCAACAAGUCUCUUCUUGCAAAGUUUGCGUGGGCAAUGGAUGUCGAACCCGGCUUCAGGUUCUGAUCUUUUGACAGAAAAGAAAAACACACAGCCGAAUUUCUUAAGCAAGGAAGCUUGCUGCCUCUCUCGGAUUUAUUCUUAAACGAUGAUGAGGAAAUUUCUGGAAUUCAUGCCCUCUUGAUAUUAUCGGCGGACAGAAGCCUGUGAUUCAUGUUUAUUGUGUACUCAUUUGUUCGAAUUCGUCAUGAGAAAUCUAAUUUUUAUGAGAGAUUGUUUCUGCUUGAAUUGUGAUCCUUACCUAAUCUUGUCAUUGUAGCUGUAGAAGCUUAUUGUAACCAAAUUGCUCUGAAUUAGGGUUCAUGCUAAAUUUUGGUCA
Dioscorea cayenensis subsp. rotundata (Guinea yam) is the source of this 3527-nucleotide messenger RNA. RefSeq names its product DNA topoisomerase 1 alpha-like. Gene Ontology annotation, molecular function: DNA topoisomerase type I (single strand cut, ATP-independent) activity; DNA binding. Gene Ontology annotation, biological process: chromosome segregation; DNA topological change; DNA replication. The record is from RefSeq and is a predicted model, not a curated record. Gene Ontology annotation, cellular component: nucleolus; chromosome. The transcript is spliced from 16 exons. The coding region runs from base 209 to 3214 and encodes 1001 amino acids. NCBI's taxonomy places the organism in Eukaryota, Viridiplantae, Streptophyta, Magnoliopsida, Dioscoreales, Dioscoreaceae.